AUGAUGCGGAGCAAGCUAUCCUCGUCGAUGCAGAAGACCUACGAUGAGUGUUAUCUGCAAUGCUCCACUGCCAUCUUCUUCGAAGGCCAGGGUAACGAGCCAGAGGCUCUCCGCUCCUGGAAAUCGGCGCUGGAUCAGAUCAAUUACUUCAGGGCCUACAAACUUCCGUCCAACUACUCGCCCAAAUCGGAGACCGAAAGGGCCUUGUACGACUCAUUGAAGGAACUCGAGAUGCAAUGCAAAGAACGUGUGGACUUACUCGAGGCGCUCAAGAGGAGCCGGCAGGACGUCGAGCGGGAUUCGCAAGGUGAAGAGAGAUUAGAUCAUGGCGGGAGAAGGCGGCUGGAGAAGAGCAAAAGUGCAGCAGAGACACCGCUUGACAAACCGGGAUCAUGGCUCGGAGAUCACACCAUACCACCAAUGCAGAUGUCUGAACUUCCCAGCGCGACCCCAUCAAUGGCCUCGCGACCACCUCUGGGAACCGCCCGGAGUAGUGAUGCCGCCGGAAAAGACUCGAGCUCCCGGGCGCGUUACUCGCCCUUCACCGCCCCGCCAACCUUAGCCGUUCCCACCAACAAGGUCUCGCGGAGCCCGAGUCCAGAUAAUGCUGGCAGGAAAACGAUGCGGACGACGCUGCGGAGCGAGAAGAAAGGCUUUAGAAACUAUCGGUCGGCUCCGAACCGGGACAGGAUGCCAGAAACCUUGAAAGCGGCAGGUCUGGCCUGGGAAGCGCAACCCAGGAGAGGAUCACAGAUUAGCAACCGGCCAGACUCGGACCCGACGAUAGAGGCAAGACUGAGUGCCACCGCAGCCCGGCGAAGUCUCGAUCAGGACGCCACCGCCCGAUACGAGGAGCAAAGAAAGUCGAAUUCUUCUACGUUGGGGGUUCCCGAUUUUCUUCCCCAGCAAGUCUGGCGCGACAUCUCAAAUCCUGGCCAUGGGCAGCCGUCACUGAAGAGAUCCAUGGACAACCUAAAGCUUAGCUCCGAAUCCGUGCCGAAUCUGAUAGACCUGGAGCCGGAACCAGAUAGGCCUCCUCCCCCUCCCCCUCAUACCUCAUCGCCGGCUCCCGUUGCUGCCAGGGUGGGAAUGACAUCUCCUACAGUCACUCUCAAACCGCCAGACCUUUCAUACCGGAAAGAGUAUCCAACAAGGACGGUGAAACCGGCGCAAACCCUGAGCAACAGUCUCCUCGACAAAGCCUAUCCGCGCACCAGUUCGAACAAUACUGUACCUGGUAUGAGUCGCAAGCCUGUUGGGAAACCCAGGACGGCUAUAGAAACAAGAGGUCGAUCCCCGGCCAAAAGGGACGACAACACUGACAGCGACGAUGAUACCCCAAGGGGGGUUGUCGAGAGGACGCGGCGGCCUCGGGCUGGACGGACGCAGAGUGCGACCACGAUCACUCCCCCAUCGACCGAUGUAGAGUCCACGGAGGAUGAUGGGUCAAUCUCGGCGGAGGGAAAGAGGAUCGCGGAAAUUCUGCAACGACUGCCCAAGGGAUUGGACGAGAAUGCAGCGAAACAGAUACUCAAUGAAAUCGUGGUCAAGGGGGAUGAAGUCCAUUGGGAAGACGUCGCGGGCUUGGAGGCUGCAAAGAAAGCUCUAAAAGAGGCGGUGGUGUAUCCUUUCCUGAGGCCGGAUCUGUUCAUGGGUCUGCGAGAACCCGCGCGUGGAAUGCUUCUGUUUGGGCCACCAGGAACGGGCAAGACCAUGCUUGCACGAGCCGUGGCGACCGAGAGCAAGAGCACCUUUUUUGCCAUCAGUGCUAGCAGCCUGACGAGCAAAUGGCACGGCGAAUCUGAGAAGCUGGUGCGGGCGCUGUUUGCGAUGGCCAAAGCCUUGGCUCCGAGUAUCAUAUUCGUGGACGAAAUCGACUCUUUGCUCAGUACGCGGAGUGGUGCGAGCGAGCACGAGGCAUCCCGACGCAGCAAAACCGAGUUUCUGAUCCAGUGGUCGGACUUGCAGAGGGCGGCCGCGGGCAAGGAUACGACGAUUGGAGACCCUAGUCGGGUGUUGGUGCUGGCUGCGACCAAUUGUCCGUGGGACAUUGAUGAAGCGGCUCGACGUCGGUUUGUCCGGCGGCAGUAUAUUCCCUUGCCGGAAGCGGAGACCCGGGAGACCCAGAUCCGGACCUUGCUAGGACAUCAGAAGCACGAACUUGGCGAUGAAGAUAUCAAGCGGCUGGUAGAGCUGACCGAUGGAUAUUCCGGGUCCGACAUCACAGCAUUAGCUAAAGACGCGGCCAUGGGCCCUCUCCGUAAUCUGGGAGAGGCUCUAUUGUACACGCCCAAGGAGCAGAUCCGGCCUAUACGCAUGGAGGAUUUCGAGGCCAGUCUGAUCAACAUUCGCCCCAGUGUAAGCAAGAAAGGGCUGGAAGAAUUUGAGAAAUGGGCACGGGAGUUUGGAGAGCGCGGAGGAUAG
Messenger RNA from Capronia coronata CBS 617.96, 2424 nucleotides. Its product is annotated as adenosinetriphosphatase. Gene Ontology annotation, molecular function: ATP binding; ATP hydrolysis activity. The transcript is spliced from 3 exons. The coding region runs from base 1 to 2424 and encodes 807 amino acids. Lineage: Eukaryota; Fungi; Ascomycota; Eurotiomycetes; Chaetothyriales; Herpotrichiellaceae. The record is from RefSeq and is a predicted model, not a curated record.